GGGGAUAGUCGCUCUUUUAUUUUUCUAUCCAUUUGAGAUUAAUAUUAGCACUUUAUCUGCAUUGCGCUCACUUUACGGGCUCUGUACCGCCCCUGCUGUCACUACGCGAGUCCUACAGCCCGAAUUCGGCCUUAUCCCAACCGAUAGGCUCCCUGUACAAUUUCUGGCCCUAUAAUGACAAGAUACUGACCGUGGUGUAUAUGGACGACACUAGACAGACACUCAGGUAGACACGACAUUCCCAAGUCUGUAGACGUUCGUACUGCCAGUUUUCGAAACUACGUAUAUGGCUGGCUUGUAGAGAUUGGAAAAUGAGUGCGUAUCACGAAUCUUACGUGAACAAUCCGCUGAUCAAGGCGCUGGUUUACGGUACGCUGGAUGAGUUCAAGCAGGUUCUGGACCAACGGUUCAAAAGGGUGACCAAGGAGCAAGUCGACCAGGAAACUAGCGGAGCUGGAGAAGAUGUUAAAGCAGAACAGCCAACCGACGACGCUUCUGCAAACCAAACUGGCCCUAUUCCAGUUACCAUUGAGGAAUUGAUUGAGCCAAACACAAAAAUCACACCACUAUGUCAGUUAUCACACAAAAGCCAUGAAGAGAGUUUAGAAAUCGCAAAGCUGCUAAUCGAAGACUACCGACUGUGCAACCCGAAUCACGUUGAUUUAAUAGGCCAGACUUGUAUGUUUUAUGCAGCAAGAGAUGGACGUACUGAGCUGUGCUCAUACUUUGCAAAGAAUGGAUGUAAUCCGAACCACAAGGAUAAAUUGGGCCAAACUUGCAUGUUUUAUGCCGCAAGAGACGGCCACGCCAAUGUACUUGAUAUUUUGAUCUCACAUGGAGCUGAUGUGAAUAUAACAGAUACAAACAAUCAGACUUGUCUCUUUUACGCGGCAAGGGAUGGUCGCGUCGACGCAGUAAAGUUGCUGCUCGAAAAGAAAGUGAAUGCCUCCUGGAAGGAUCACCAAAGAAGAACUGCGCUUACCUUUGCAAAGGCAAAGGGACACGCAGAAAUUAUCGCUCUACUGAAAAAGGGUGGAUCGAGUAUUGAAAGAUCUGGAUCUGGGCUCUCAACUGCCUCAAAGAGAUCGAUUUCUGAAGUCGACAUACCCAUUGAAGCAACUGGACCAACCAGUGGUGUGCCUCUUGUACUCAGCACUGAGGUGCCACAAAAACCUAAACGGUAUAGGCUCCAGUAUCGUCCCUUUGCGGAUGAUGAAAAGUUAUGGCUGGACGCUCCCCUGGUCAAGGUACAGGAGUUUGAACUUCGUUUUCCAGACUUGGCCAAAUGGGACAAGGAGGCUCCAUUUCCACCUGCAACCACACUCAAGAACCCAAUGCUAAAGCAAUGGUAUUCCCUGGCUCAGUCCCUCUUGGCUACGCUGCUUAAACAGGAAGGAGGAUACGUGUUUGACAAGCCAGUUGACCCAAAGAAACAAAACUGUCCAGACUAUUAUGACAUUAUCAAGAAUCCCAUGUCAUUUAGCUGCAUUAGGGGAAAACUCCGCAAGUAUCUUUAUGUCGAGCCGCAGCAAUUUAUCGACGAUGUUCUUUUAAUUUUUGACAAUUGUUACAAGUAUAAUAAGCCGGACACUUGGAUAGCGUCAAUUGGCCACGCGCUUGAAAACUUUUUCAAGCAGCAGCUAAUUGUACUUGGGUUUAACGACUUUUGCACGAGGGAGCAAGAGAUUAAGCGACUUUUGCAAGAGGCUCAGGAUUUUGUGGCCAGUCAUUCGAAUGUCGCUCCAAAGCCUGUUGAAACGGAGCCAACCGUACCAGAUGCUCUGCCAAAGGAACAAGAGGCACCCGUGGAGAUUAAACAAGAUGCUAAUGACGAGGAAACCAAGGCUGCAAAUCAUCCAGAGGAUAGCAAUGCUAUAGGUGACGUUGAUACUAUAGAUUCUACUGAUAAAUCAGUGUAG
Messenger RNA from Theileria equi strain WA, 1919 nucleotides. RefSeq lists its product as hypothetical. Gene Ontology annotation, cellular component: cytoplasm; nucleus. Lineage: Eukaryota; Apicomplexa; Aconoidasida; Piroplasmida; Theileriidae. Gene Ontology annotation, molecular function: protein binding. The coding region runs from base 312 to 1919 and encodes 535 amino acids. The record is from RefSeq and is a predicted model, not a curated record. The transcript has a single exon.